Messenger RNA from Tribolium castaneum (red flour beetle), 887 nucleotides. RefSeq lists its product as uncharacterized. The transcript is spliced from 5 exons. Lineage: Eukaryota; Metazoa; Arthropoda; Insecta; Coleoptera; Tenebrionidae. The record is from RefSeq and is a predicted model, not a curated record. The coding region runs from base 116 to 778 and encodes 220 amino acids. Gene Ontology annotation, biological process: heart development. Gene Ontology annotation, cellular component: nucleus. Gene Ontology annotation, molecular function: S100 protein binding; tubulin binding; ubiquitin protein ligase binding.
UGUCCUUUCCUCGGGAAUUGAGCGUCUCUCGGUUGGUAUGGCCGAACUUUCCAGAAUUUGACUGACAUUUCUGGAAUUUUUUCUAACCACACUUUUGUGCCCAGUGAAGUAAAAAAUGUCCGGAAAAAUUGACGAACUCAAAAAAGACUUGGCCGAGCUUCAAGCUCUCGAAGCUCAAGCAACGCGCCACAAAGUCAAAGACUUUUUGUCGCUGGAAGUUAGGAAAAUCUCAACGGAAAUAACUAAAUUACAAGAGCAAUUAAACACAACCACUGUUCCAACACCAGUCACUUCAACGAAUAAGCGCUAUCGCGUCAAAUUAAACAAUUACGCUUGGGAUCAAACAUCGAAAUUUGUGAAAUUCUACGUCACUUUGCCCAAAGUUCAGACCAUUCCGCCUGAAAAUGUCGUUUGCCACUUCACGAAUAAGUCGCUAGAGCUGGAAGUGAGAGAUCUCGAAAACAAAGAUUACGUCUUCACUAUUAACAAUCUUCUGGGGGCUGUUGACCCAGCGGCCAGUAAUUGGAAGAUUAAGUCAGAUAUGGUGGUAAUAAAUGCAUCAAAGGUCAAGGGGGACCCCUGGUCUCACGUGACUGAGCUUGAGAAAAAAGUAGAUGAUGCACAAAAAGCCAAAUUCAAAACUGGGGAUAAUGUGGACCCCAAUGAGGGCAUUAUGUCACUAAUGAAGAAUAUGUAUGAGACAGGCGAUGACGAAAUGAAAAGGACAAUUGCUAAAGCCUGGACUGAGAGUCAAAUGAAAUCGUCAUCCUUAUCCUAACUGGUUUUUAUUUUUUUCUAUUUUUAUUUUGAUAUUUUGGAGGAGCUUAAGUUACGUUAUUUGGCCCCCAUUUAAGAAAGGAGUAAUAAAUACAAUGUGAAGUAUUAAA